AUGCUGGUCCUCAUCCUGCGACAGCGGCUCCAGUUUCUUCUCUAUCUAGGUGUCAGAAGAAGGUCGAGUGAACUCCAAAGUCCAGCCCAAAAACUCCAGAUGUCCAGCAAAGUGGCCGUUGGCAGCGACAUUGGGCGGGCCCGCCAGGCGGUGGAGCAGCUGCGGAUGGAGGCCGGCAUGGACCGCGUGAAGGUGUCCAAGGCGGCCACCGACCUGCUGCAGUUCUGCACGGAGCAGGCCAAGAGCGACCCCUUCCUCGUGGGCAUCCCGGCUGCCACCAACCCCUUCAAAAAGAAGAAGCCCUGCGCCAUCCUCUGACCCCGGGGCAUCAAUAAAUGUGAAGCGAAUGCUCCUCGGGCGUGGCUUGGCGGGCUGGGAUGGGGGGCAAAGGGGGCUGCAGGCUGGCAGGGGCCGGGCGUGCACCUGGCCCAGCCUCCCUCCCCUGCCCACUCCAGGGUCACGGCCACAGCAGCGGGCACACGCACACACACACACACACACACACCAUGGACCCUGGAUGGAAAAGCACACACCUCCCCCACCCCUCCCUGUCCCCACACCUGUGGUGG
Messenger RNA from Diceros bicornis minor, 569 nucleotides. RefSeq names its product G protein subunit gamma 14 (gene GNG14). The transcript has 3 exons. Gene Ontology annotation, molecular function: G-protein beta-subunit binding. Bases 1 to 318 code for a protein of 105 amino acids. Lineage: Eukaryota; Metazoa; Chordata; Mammalia; Perissodactyla; Rhinocerotidae. Gene Ontology annotation, biological process: G protein-coupled receptor signaling pathway. The record is from RefSeq and is a predicted model, not a curated record. Gene Ontology annotation, cellular component: heterotrimeric G-protein complex.